Molecule: messenger RNA, 1629 nt
Organism: Saccoglossus kowalevskii
Lineage: Eukaryota; Metazoa; Hemichordata; Enteropneusta; Harrimaniidae
Product: cytochrome P450 2C11-like
Molecular function (GO): iron ion binding; heme binding; oxidoreductase activity, acting on paired donors, with incorporation or reduction of molecular oxygen
Source: RefSeq, a predicted model, not a curated record
CCUUACGAUACUCGUCUUGCUAGGGCAGUUAAGAAGAACAUGUGUUAGUCAUUCCGGCGUCUACAAAUUGCUGCUACCAUGAGUACAGUUAAUAUUGAUGUUACAACCAUCGUUCUAGGCAUCACUAUUUUUGUUCUCCUCUCCUGGAUUAUGCGACAUUGUGGACCGGGGUCAAAUUAUCGAUGUGGCAAAAUACUACCACCUCGUCCACCUGUCCUGCCAAUCAUCGGAAACCUGCACAUGAUAUGGAGUCGAAACCCUUGGCAGGACAUGAUGAACAUUGCUAAAAGAUACGGUAACGUGUACAGACUAAAGCUAGGGACAAAAGAAGUGGUUGUGCUGAAUGGUUAUGUUGCAAUUAAACAAGCUCUGCUGAGACAGAACGAGAGUUUCAAUGAAAGAUCCGUCAACAUUCAGAUUGAGAUUCUGGACAACCAAGGAAGAGGAGAAAAACAUCUUACGGGAAUAGCCUAUGCUAGAGGUGUACACUGGCAGGAGCAUAGGAAGUUUACUAGAGUUUUAAUCCGUGAGUUUGGUUGGGGAAAAACUGAUGACUAUUACAAGAUAAUUCAAACUGAGGUAAAAUGUGUGAUGAAGGAAUUGAUUGAUACGAAAAAAUGCGAAUCCUUUGAUCCUGAUAUUCUCUAUCACCAUGCUGUCUGUAACAUCCAGUGUCAAUUUAUUUUUGGUAAAAGAUUCAACUAUAAUGACAAAAAGGCUAUACAAUUUUUUGACGCAUUAGAUGGAUUCUCCUUGGAUACCAACCCAGCUGUCGUGAUGACCAUUUUUCCCUUAUUGACCAAAAUCCCAUUUGGAAGCACUAAACGGGUACUCAGCCAUAUAUUUGUAGCACGUACAUUUAUCAAAGAUCAAAUUGAGAACAGACUUGCACUACGGAAGAAACUUGGAAACUCUUACAAACUAGCCAGGAAAAACUAUAUCAACUGCUAUUUGGAUGAGAUUGAAGCGAGGCGUGAUCAGCCCGAGUUGGAGUUCAGCAAUGACUCUUUAAUAUUAGCCCUACUCGACAUAUUUUUCGGCAACCAGACAGUUGGUGAUGUACUCACAUGGACAAAAUUAAUGAUGGUGUAUCACCCAGAAGUGCAGAAGAAGGUGAAAAUAGAACUUGAUCGUGUAAUUGGUCCUGAUAGAGAUUCAGAUGUAAAUGACAGAUAUAACCUUCAUUACCUAAAUGCAGUUCUACUUGAAUCUACUCGUAUUCGCCCCAUCUCACCAUUCGGUAUCCCUCGUAUAACCAAUGAAGACACAUCGAUCUGUGGUUAUUUUAUUCGCAAGAAAACUUAUGUAGUGCCAAACUUGUGGUCCGUGCAGGGAGACGAAAAAUACUGGCCCAAUCCAAUAAAAUUCGAUCCUGAGAGAAAUCUGGAUAAUAAUGGAGUUUACACUCCACAAAGCCGUGUUUACUUGCUAUUUGGAAUAGGUCCACGUACCUGUCUCGGUCAACAGUUAGCGAAAAUGGAGUUGUUUAUUUUCUUUGCAAAUUUACUGCAGCGUUACAAUAUCCAUAUCGUCAAUGACACUAACAUCAAGCAGACCAUUGGUAUGACGAAAAUCAUGCCUUUCUUCAUCCGAUUUGAGAAGCGAAAAAGAUUAGUGUUGAAUAUGUGA